Molecule: messenger RNA, 6245 nt
Organism: Pantherophis guttatus
Lineage: Eukaryota; Metazoa; Chordata; Lepidosauria; Squamata; Colubridae
Source: RefSeq, a predicted model, not a curated record
CCGCCCCGAGGCCGAGGCAGGUCUCAAAACCAGCCUUUGCCGCCUCCGCCUCCUGAGGGCCUCCCUCCCCCCGGCCGGGCGGCCACCGCCACUCCCCUCACCAUGGUGCACACCGAAGGCAGCGCCCUGCUGAAGGCCGUCUGGCAAGGGAAAUUCCGGCUGACCCGCCUCUUGCUGGAAGGCGGGGCUUACAUCAACGAGGGCAACGCCCAGGGCGAGACCCCGCUCAUUGCCGCCUGCGUGGCCCCCUACGAGGACCCCCAGAACAAACCCCGCAUGGUGAGGUACCUGCUGGAGAACGGAGCCGACCCCAACAUUCCUGACAAGACGGGCAAGUCCGCCUUGAUGCACGCGUGCGCGGAAGGCGCUGGGGCCGAGGUGGCCACCGUCCUCCUCAACCACGGGGCCGACCCCAGUGCCAAAGAUUAUUCGGGCGCCUCAGCCUUGGUGUACGCCAUCAACAAAGGGGACCGGGCAACCUUGCAAGUGCUCCUGGACGCCUGCAAAGCCAAGGGCAAGGAGGUCAUCAUCAUCACCACCGACACCUCCCCUUCGGGGACCAAGAAGACCAAGCAGUACCUCAACUCCCCGCCUUCUCCUGGUGUGGAGGACAAGCAGCCGCCCGCCCUGUGCAUGUCUCCGUCGGACAUUGAGGUCCUCACGUCCCAGUCUCCCGGGAACAGCGAGAAGGAAGAGGAACGGGAUGUUUUCAACUUCAGCCUGGCCACCAGGCUCAGCUGCUCGCCCCACGCCAAGGGGAAGGAGAUGGAGGAGAAGGGACCCUCGGGGCUGCCCCCCAAAAGCCAUCCCAAGCAGCUGAAGAGACUGAAUUCUGAGCCGUGGGGUUUGGUCGCUCCCUCGGUCUUGGCCGCCUCCUAUCAGGAGAAAGCCAGGAGCCCAGAAGAUCGAGUAAGGAUUGAGAUGAACGGGUUGAGUAUCACUAAAAGGCCUCCGCUGUCUCGGCGACACAGCGUGGAAGGCCAGGAGUCUUCCUGCUUCAAGAUGGGGACCCAACAAGACGAGAUCUCGGGCUUAGAUUCCUCCUGGGCGGAGAAGGUCCAGUUGGGCCACCUCCACCAGACCCUCUCUCGACACAACACAGCCCCUGAAGCUCAAGAGGGUCUCCAAGCUCCUAGUUCCAGAAGUGUGGCGCAUCACAAGUUGACCUGCUCGGAACAUUUUGAGUCCGAUUCCCUCUGUCCCGAAUCCAUUCCAGGUUCUCCAGAGUCUGGCCGGGUUUCGCUGGAGAGGAGGAGGUACAACGCCUCCCCGUUGACCUUGCCCAACAGCUCCUCCCGGGAGAGUCUAGAGAGCAUCCCCAACGCCAUCUCUCCGAUUACCAUCCGGCGUAGAGCCCCGGGGCUCCUGGAACGAAGGGGCUCCGGGACGUUGCUCCUCGAUCACAUUGCUCACACCCGCCCGGGCUUCCUGCCUCCUCUGCACUUCAACCCUCACCCUCCCCUCCGCGACAUUCGACCCAAUGGGAAGCCCCCUUCUCCGGCCCACAAGGGGCUGAUCCCCAUAGCUCCCUCGUCCCCAAUGACCAAGCGUCUCAUCCGAAGACACUCCAUGCAGACAGAGCAGAUGAAACAGCUGGUCAGUUUCCAGAGCCUGAUUGCACAAGGGGACUCGGUGGCCACCUAAAACGGGCAGUCCCCGGAAACCAGAACCAACCCUAAUCUUUGUCUUUGGCCUGGUCAAAGUUUAGAGGGCCCAUCCUGUCUUCAUAGUUGGGUUUCCAUUGUCUUCCUCUCUUCUCUUGUUUGGUAUCCUACCUUGUAGUGGCCAUAUUUAGAAUCCUAAUCUAACUUGACUUUCUACGCCUAGAGUUGGAACCAGAAAAACCACCAUGAAGUGGUGAAGGAUCUUGAAAGGGCCGGACAAUUCACCAGUUGCUGUCCAGUGGCUACAACUCUUGAGGAAACUCACCUAUCUUUAGUCAGAUUUUGAGACAGGAAGAUCUCCGACGCAAUGUUGGCCAUGAAAAUAGGAGAUGGUUGAUAUCUAGACACUCUUUUCUGUGGUUUGGAUGCUGAGUUGGCUACGGUGGAUGCAGAAAAUACACAACUCUAGAGGAGGUUAUUCCUCAAGUGGAGGUCCAAGGAGAUUGGGACCUCUUGGACCACUGGAUGGACUUUUGAGAUGAGUGGCACAAGAUAGCUUCAUGCCUUGUGGAUCUAGGACUUCUUCAAGGCUCCGUCGGCCUCAGAAGGCAAAAUUCUUCUGCUUCUCCAUCAGGUCUGCUUUCCGAAAGAGAUCUGAGAAAAUUCGAGAACCAGAAAGUGACAGAGGUAAAGAUGUUCUACGCAUAGCAGCACCCAGGAAACCGACCCUCUCUCCCCUUCUCGUCCUCCAAGUCAAAUCUGGGGCCUUCUGCCUUUUUAGAUCCGUAGACCAGUGUUCCUCAACCUCAACGAGACGAAGCUGGUGGCAGGCAAGAAAGACCAAAUCCACCCAUGAAGUUUCAAUGAAGCUGCUUUAUUGCUAAAAGCCAAUGCGCAGGAAUCUUCUCAGCCCUCGGUUAGAGUUAGAUAAGGGCCAAUGGCCCUCAAGGGGAGGUUGGACUUAGUUCGCUUGUGGCUACACAGGGAUUCUAUGCUGCUGCCUCUUUUCAUUCUGACCCUGGGAUCUGCCACUCCUUCUCCUACAGGUGGAUUUCAACUCCCUGGGGAAUUCUGGGAGUUGAAGUCCAGCCAUCUGAAAGUUCCUGAGCUCGAGGGAGACUGCGAUAGAUUUACUGGCCUUUUUCACUGGUUCGUUGGGAUUUGUUCUCACUGAAGGAGUACUUGAACCAAAUAUUCUUGUCCUGGGCCACUGCUAUUUUUUUUUUUCCCCUCCUGGAUUUUGCUAGGGUUCCGUUUCUUCCGAAGGCUUUAUCUGACGAGAGUCACCACUCAGGGUUGGCGGUUCAAGCUAGAGAGAUAAAUAGAGAGAUAAAAAAAGUUUUGAGUGGCGAUCUUAAAAUGUUUCUGGAGAAGAAUUUGAGACUUUCGGGGGUUAUUUCUCACCCAGCAUGGAUUAUUUUUGGUCUUCCGGAUGCUUUUGAACUGAACUUUUGAGUCUAAAUUGUCACGGCAGCAGCAAGAACCUAGAGAUUUCGAUGAUGAGGUCAAAAUAUUUACAAAAAUGCUGUUUCCAGGAAUGGACGCUCAUUUCUCUGGGUUAAAAAAAACCAGACAGAAGUAUUCUCUUUAUUUAUAUCGACAGGAAGUAGGUCGAUUCCUGAAUUCAUUUCCCAGAACUGUGGUUGAGAACAGAUCCAAUGGGAUGGAUCUUAUCUUUUUUAUUUAUUUAUUUAUUUUCCACCUGGACUGUCGAGCGGGACUUCCUGGAUUGUUUUCAUCUCUCUUGGCUGUUGUCCCUACAAAGGGGGACCUUGGAAUUUCCAACUUGGCAACUUCUAAUCUUCGACCUUCCUGUUAAACGGAGGAUCUUCGGUUGCUUCCCAGAACUGUAUUUGAAUCUCAUCCCUUAUGCCAUCAAGAGAAUUCAUUGUGUUUUUUUUUUUCAAACAUGGUCCCUUUAAGAUGGGUGGACUUCAGCUCCCAGAAUUCCACAGCCGGCAUAAGGAGGCUGGUUGGAAAUCUGCUGGCUGUGGGAUUCUGGGAGAUGUAGUCCACCGCCGUCUUAAAGGGGCCAUGUUUGAAAGACAUGUUUGAAGGGGCCAUGUUUGAAAGCGUUGUGCAUUUCUAAAAUUUAGAAAUGGCCCAAAGGGAGGUUCCUCCUACUCAUCCAUGCCUGAAAAGAGGCUUGGUUGUCUUUGGUGCCCCCUGGCAACGUGGUGAGCUUGGACGUGGCCUGUUCCUUCCAAGGCAGGGGUCUCCAACCUUGGCAACUUGAAGACUUGUGGACUUCAACUUCCAGAACUCUGGGAGUUGAAGUCCACAAGUCUUCAAGUUGCCAAGGUUGGAGACCCCUGUUCCAAGCAAUAGAACUUGGAACCACCCUUAGAAGACCCCUGCCCAUCUUCUGUUCUUCCAUCUGAGCCCACUCCUGGGGUGCAGAAACAGCUGUAUUGAUGGGGGAAGGUGCUUGUUACCCAAGAUUUUAACCCUUCUUUGCCAAAAUUUGACACAAAUGAGCCCUUCCCGACACUCGGAUUUGGGAAUGGAUGGAGCCGUUUUGGGGCUACGUCCCGGUGACUGGCAGGAGGGACUACUCCUUGUUGGAGUUGCCAUUUUUAAGCAACAAAAUUUGGUGCAAUUGGCUUCCCACCCCCCACCCCAUCCAGUUGCCUUCUUAGACCCCCCAUCCCCCCCAUCCCAUAAAUUAUCGGUUGGCCCACUCUUGACUUAAUAGAAUACACCCCCCCUUGCUCUUAACAAUCAUCCGUUCUUUCGUAUUCCUGCACAAAUGUUGCACUUUGGGGCUGCAGUUUCUGCUUCUGCAGCACAGUACUUGGGACGGGUGCUCCUCGACUUACGACCACAAUGGGGACCAUCACCGCCAAGUGAGUUGCACCUAAUUUUACAACCUUUUUGCCCCCACCGUUAAAACAAAUCACGCAGCUGUUAAGCGAAUCUGUCUUCUUGCCCCAGACAGGUAGUCUUCGAUUUAUGACCACAAUCGGGAUUAAAACUUCCAUACCUGGGUGAUGCGGUCAUUAAGUGAGUCACACCCACAUUUAUGAUUUUGCCACCGUUGUUAAGCAAGUCCAGCUUCCCCCAUGAUAUUUGCAUGUCAGGAGACCCCUGGGAAGGCGGCAAAUGAUGUUCCCAAGACUCUGGGACACUGCAAUGAUCGUAAAUACAUCCUGGUUGUCAAAUGCCCAAAUUCUGAUCAUGUAAUCACAGGGAUUUUGUGACGAUCAUAAAUGCAAGGAUUGGUCACAUGACACUUUUACCAGGACCGUUGUAACUUCAAACAGUUGUUAAAUGAAUGUUCGUAAAGCGAGGACUACCUGUAUUCCAUUUUUGCCCAUACAGGUAGUCCUCGACAUACGACCACAAUUGAGCCCCAAAGUUCUGUUGUUAAGUGAGACAUUUGUUAAUGUCGGCUUUUGCUCUGACUUUUCUUGCCACUGUUGUUAAGUGAAUCACUACAGUUGAUAAGUGAGUAACCCGGUUGUUAAGUGAACCUGGCUUCCCCAUGGACUUUGCUUGUCAAAAGGUCGCAAAAGGGGAUCACGUGACCCUGUCAUAAAUAUGAAGCAGUGGCCAAGCGUCUGAAUUUUGAUCCCAUGACCAGGGGGAUGCUGCAAAGAUUGUAACUCUGAAAAACGGUCAUAAGUUAAAAUUUUUCAGUGCUGUCGUAACUUUGAACGGUCACUAAACAAACUGUCAUACGUCGAAGGACUACCUGUACACCCUUCCGAAAAAUGGCUGGCAAAUUUUAAGACAGGGUCCAGCUUUCCCAUGCCACAUCUGGAGGGAGAAAGUUACCAGCAAAUCUUACUUCCUUAAAAACCUUACCCUUUUCAAUUCUGUGUGGAUUACGGGGCUGGCGCUGCGUGGUCGUGGAGGAUAAAAUCUAGAUUAAAAAUCUAGAAUUAUAUUUAAAACCGCCAACUGCCAAGGUUGGUGAGCCUUCCGUGGCAUCAGGAUCUAGAAAUAAGCUCUGGGAAGGGAAUGUACGGUGUGUAUUUUCAACUACACAAUCUCCCUUUUCCGUUGUAUGCAGGCGUGGGAUUCAGCCGGUUCGUAUCGGUUCGUGUGAACCGGUAGUUGUGACCUGGGGGGUGGACCUGCCCCCGCCCCUCCGCCCCAGUGCUGUGCCAUCCCAUUUAGCUGCAUUUUUAAGCCGCAUGCAUGCAUGCAAGUGCACAUGCGAGCAAAGCACAAGGCAGAAGGUUUGCACGCAUGCACGCACGCUGACAUUUUCGGUGCUGGGGCGAACCAGUUGUUAAAUUACGUGGCGCCCACCUCUGGUUGUACGGUUCGCACCCGCUGCCAAUGUGUGGGUGAAGAGUUUCGCAUUUGGGGCUGCAGAAGUGUGAUGGGACGUUUGUUUCUACUCUGAGCCUCUCCAGAUGUUUCUUCCAGUCCUGCUGUAUUGACUCGGCAUCAACUGUCCGAGAGACAAUCCUCUAGGACCUAAAAAAGAUGCUUCCUUAAACAGCGGCCCUCUGAUUUUCUUUUGCACUUGUUUCUCCUCUUCCGGUUGUGGUUUAAGCACAAUGUUGCCCCUCGUGGCCAAACGCACAAUUUGUUGGGAGGGAUAUGUGACCUCUUCUGUGCCAAGUCCGAUACGGACCAAUAGAAGUAGAUAGAUAUUGAAAUAAUAUAUACAAAUGCUGAACAAAAGAA